Molecule: messenger RNA, 579 nt
Organism: Scheffersomyces amazonensis
Lineage: Eukaryota; Fungi; Ascomycota; Pichiomycetes; Serinales; Debaryomycetaceae
Exons: 1
Biological process (GO): C-terminal protein methylation
Cellular component (GO): endoplasmic reticulum; membrane
Molecular function (GO): protein C-terminal S-isoprenylcysteine carboxyl O-methyltransferase activity
Source: RefSeq, a predicted model, not a curated record
UAUUUACUUUCAUUAAUAACUUAUUUCAUCCUUGAAUUCUGUAAUACUUAUAGAUAUCAAACUUCUAAAGUUACAUCCCGAUCCUUUUUAAUUUAUGGAAAUAAGGGAAAUUUUGAGUUUUGGUUAUGUCAAUUAUUCACCAUUUGUGAAUUCUUAAUUGAAUUAAAGAGAUCAUUUGGGUUUGAAACAUAUGUACCACCAGAAUUCAUCAAUAGUAUCAUAAGGAUAAUUGGAUUUUGUAUGAUUAUAUUGGGUCUAUAUAUUAGAUCUUUGGCUAUGAAGACAUGCGGAGAAUCAUUUAGUCAUUAUAUCCAUACAGAUGAUAAUAACCAACCUAAACUAAUUACCCAUGGCAUAUACGCAUAUUUAAGACACCCUAGUUAUUUUGGAUUUUGGUGGUUCUCAAUUGGAAUUCAAGUGUUUCUUAGAAAUCCUAUAAGUUUAGUACUAUCGAUUAUUGUUCUACGAUCUUUCUUUACAACUCGAAUUAAAUUCGAAGAAUAUUUCUUAAUUCAAAAAAUUUUCGGUAUUGAUUAUAUAAAAUACAAACAAAGGGUCGGAAUUUGGAUCCCCCUUGUU